AUCCAAGUCGCCAAGUCCAACCAAAAUUAACUCUCGAGCCCAAGCACCCAAAAAAAUGAGCCAUUUACUCUGCAAAUCAACCUUAGCUGCUCGUUUCCUACCCUCCUCCCUCACUGCUACUUCUACUCUCAUCAGAUUCAAACCUUUCUCUCCUUCUUCUCCGCCUCCGCCGUCGCCGCAGCCUAGAGUUCCCAGAAUGUCGACGGAAGCUGCCGCCGCCUCCUCCUCAUCUUCUCCCUCUCCUUCCUCCGCCAUCGAUUUUCUCACGCUUUGCCGCCGCCUCAAGACCACGAAGAGGGCUGGUUGGGUACUUAGGGAUGUGCAGGGUCCUGAAUCGAUAGCUGAUCACAUGUACCGAAUGGGAGUGAUGGCUCUUAUUUCAGCUGAUAUUCCUGGUGUGGAUCGUGACAAGUGUGUAAAAAUGGCAAUAGUGCAUGAUAUUGCUGAAGCAAUUGUUGGAGAUAUUACUCCUUCUGAUGGGAUUUCAAAAGCUGAAAAGAGUCGUCGGGAGAGAGAAGCAAUAGAGGACAUGUGCAAACUACUAGGUGGAGGGCCCCGGGCCAAGGAGAUCAAGGAUUUGUGGUUGGAAUAUGAAGAAUGUUCUUCAUUAGAAGCUAAAGUUGUUAAAGAUUUUGACAAGAUUGAGAUGAUACUUCAGGCUUUGGAAUAUGAAAAAGAGCAGGGAAAGGAUUUGGAUGAGUUUUUCCAGUCAACAGCAGGGAAGUUUCAAACAGAUGUGGGCAAAGCUUGGGCAUCAGAGAUUAUAUCAAGACGAACAAACACAACUAAGGCAUAAGUUUUUCAAAUGUAUUGGAUUCAUGGCAGCUAUUCUUCAUAGACUAGUCCUUUCUGACCCAAGUCGCGAAGCUGGAAACUGAAGCUGUAUCUGCGUGGUUUUUAUGGAGUUGUAGUCUUGUAGAGCGUUAGAUAUUGCAAGAAUCUGAAUAGACACCUAAUUUGAACAGCAGCAAAGACACUUGUAUGGGGAGGUUAUUAGGCCAAAAAAAUGACAAAUGAUAGUUAUUUUGAUUCCAAUACCCCCAUAGUCAUAAUAUUGCAACUUUUGUGCCCGGGUCCGGUUGAUGAAGCAUGAUUCUUCUACUUUAAAUGUCACGAGUUUAAUUUUUGUCAA
Ipomoea nil (Japanese morning glory) is the source of this 1132-nucleotide messenger RNA. Its product is annotated as HD domain-containing protein 2. The transcript is spliced from 9 exons. The record is from RefSeq and is a predicted model, not a curated record. The coding region runs from base 56 to 796 and encodes 246 amino acids. Gene Ontology annotation, molecular function: 5'-deoxynucleotidase activity. Gene Ontology annotation, cellular component: cytoplasm. Lineage: Eukaryota; Viridiplantae; Streptophyta; Magnoliopsida; Solanales; Convolvulaceae.